Molecule: messenger RNA, 1580 nt
Organism: Anneissia japonica
Lineage: Eukaryota; Metazoa; Echinodermata; Crinoidea; Comatulida; Comatulidae
Product: WD repeat domain-containing protein 83-like
Exons: 6
Coding region: 183-1100 (305 amino acids)
Biological process (GO): mRNA splicing, via spliceosome
Cellular component (GO): catalytic step 2 spliceosome
Molecular function (GO): protein binding
Source: RefSeq, a predicted model, not a curated record
GCAAAUCCUGCAACUUUGCAAGAAUUGUGUUUUGUUUACCAACCUGUUUUUACAAUGCCUCUUUCUCUUGAAUUUGAAGUGCUGCUUAGGGUGGUAUAGUACUCCAUGUGCCUGAUUUUAUACUUUUACUUCGAAGUUCAGUGUAACAGUAGACCUACUUAGACCUGUGUACAUUUUCUACCAUGUCAGAGCUACCACAGAAGUUGCUAAGUACAAUUGAAUGUAAACAAGGUGUUGUCAGGUGUGUUCGUUUCAAUGCUGAUGGUAACUAUUGCCUUUCAUGUGGUAGUGAUAAGUCUGUCAAGCUGUGGAAUCCUCAUCGUAACAUAUUGUUGAAGACUUACCAGGGACAUGGGUACGAUGUCCUGGAUGCAGUGUCAUCGUUUGACAACAGUUUGAUAGUCUCCUGUGGUGCUGACAAGAUUGCCAUUCUCUGGGAUGUUGCCACCGGUAAAACGCUCCGCAAAUUCCGUGGACACCUGGCAACUGUAAAUUGUGUCACGUUCAAUGAGGAAGCAUCUGUUGUGCUAUCAGGUUCAGUGGACUCAAGCACUCGUAUCUGGGAUUGUCGGUCCAAGAGCUUUGAUCCCAUCCAGGUAUUGAAUGAAGCCAAGGAUAGUGUGACAUCGGUGAAGACUUCAGACCAUGAACUGUUAACUGCAUCUGCGGAUGGCUACAUCAGAAGAUAUGAUUUACGUAACGGACAAAUGCAUAUGGAUUGCAUUGGAAAACCAGUGACCUGCGUUAGUUUUACUAAGGAUGGCCAGUGCAUGUUAGCGUCUAGCUUGGACGACACGCUGCGACUGCUGGACAAGGACAACGGUGAGCUCCUUGGAGAGUACACUGGACAUAAGAAUUCCGAGUUCAAAGUUGAAAGUUGUCUUAGUCAGACCGACAGUCAUGUUGUCAGUGGUUCUGAGGAUGGGCGCAUCUGUUUCUGGGAUCUUGUGGAGGGCACAAUGACAAGCACCAUAGCUGAUGCUGGUGAUGGUGUGGUUCAUUCCGUAACCUUUCACCCAACGGAAGCAUGUAUGCUGACCGCCGCUCAGAGUUCAUUCAAAGUAUGGAGGACUGAAGAUUAUGAGCCCGAAAAUGGAUGAUACAUAUUUUAUACAGCUCUUAGUUUUAUAUAUUUAAUAAAGUAUAAUAUAUAAUAUAAUGUGGAACAUUUUUCUAGCGUAAUAAAAAUGGCAAAAGCUCAAAGCAAGGAAAGGAACUGUAACGGAAACAGGAUGUAUAAAAUGGAAGUGGUUGGUGCCCUGGUUACAAUGCUGUUUGGGCUUUCAACUUUAAGAACAGGGCCGGGCCAGGAAUACCUGCUUGUCCCUCAAGUGUAUGUUUUGUCCCACAAACACAUGCGUUUACGUACCUUAAUGCUGUUGGAUUGUAGCAACAACAGCCCAGGGACAGAGCUUAGCGGGCAGGUUCAUUAGACCAUUGAGAAUAAUGUUGAGUAUUAACAAAAUUUAUUUAAGAUAUUGUUGCAGCACAUUCAUUUAAUUUGUAAUGUAUUUGUUUUACAAGGGGCCGUAGGUCUGGCAUUUGAAUAAAUUCCCUGUAUGGGGAGCAGGAAUGUUGAA